Messenger RNA from Adineta steineri, 3600 nucleotides. The record is from the annotation of a GenBank genome assembly. Lineage: Eukaryota; Metazoa; Rotifera; Eurotatoria; Adinetida; Adinetidae.
AUGUUACACUCGACUACACUCAAUUGUCCUUGUUCAACCAAGGCUAUGUCUUAUGGUUCAUUUGUUUCAUUAUCUCCAACAUUGCAUCAGGUGUGUUCAAGUGGUUUUGCUACUGAUGAAUGGGUUACAUUAUUAAAAAGAAGCACCUUUGGAUAUGUUCCUAAUGAUUGGCGUAAUCGAGCUGGAUCACAAUUCCAAUUGCUGUCUGACUUUUGUCGAGUGGCUAAUAAAACGAUUGAUGAUAGUGUUGAUCGCUUUCUAAAGAAGUUCUUUAUCGCUUCAACUGUAUUCAAUGAAAUCGAUUUCGAUACACAAUUAAAUGUAACUAUCAGACAGUUUUAUAAUUCGACGAUUUUCGACUUCAGUCUUCAGAACAAUGUUGUACGUCUUUUUUUGCAAGUCGAUCAGCCUUAUAUGGGACCAUUCAACGAUGAAAAUAAUUAUUUGCAUAGCAACCUAAUCAUAGCCGACAUAGAAAAUGAAAGGGAUAAUCAAUCCUUAUCACAGGUAUCAUUUGUUUUACUUAAGAUUUCAGAAAUUAAUUCAACAGUAUUCACUUGUAUUUGUGCAACUGAUCCUCGUUGCCAAGGUUUAAGCGCCAUUUAUGGUACUGAUUAUAUUCGUGAGAUGAUGGUGGAACAAUGGAAUGCAUCGUGGCCAUACAAGAACUUUUACAAAUCAUGUGCACCGAUUUAUUGUACUUAUUCUGAAAAAAUUCGUACAAAAACUAUUGCGGAAAUAAUAAUAACAUUGAUGUCCGUGAUUAGUGGACUUGUUGUUUCAUUACGUCUUAUCACACCGUAUCUUGUCCAGUUUUUCUUUUACUUAUGGGCAAAGAUCAGCAAAAGACAACAGAGCCAGCAACAAGACGAACAAAUUCAUGGAAACUGGUGCGAUCGAUUCAAAAUGACUAUGAGAAAUGUGAUCAAACUUUUGCAUAGCACUGUCAUCAAUCUAAACAUAUUUUCGUUGAGUGAUAUUGGUAGUACUCUUGAUCCGAUAAAAGCUAAACGUCUUGGUCAAUGGGCAACUCGUUUGUACAUUGCUUUAUUCAUCGGUGGUCUUAGUAUUCUCACUGUAUAUAACCUAAUUCAACCACAAAUGAUGACGAAAACGUUUAAUAAACCGCCUUUCAAUGUUUACAAGAAUCUGAAAAAGCUUUAUGGCGACGAAUUAAAAUGUCCAUGUUCAGUAAUUGCAACGGUAUAUAGCCAAUUUAUAGAAAUUGAGCCAACAUUUCAUAAGAUCUGCUCGAGUCCAUUCGCAUCGGAACAAUGGCGAAUUAAUAUUACAGCUGGUCUUGCUGCUAAUUUGUCUAUUUAUGAACGAAGAGACUAUCGUCGUUUUCUUUCUGCUCAUUUACAAUUUCUUCAAGGACUAUGCAAACUUUCUAUGAAUUCAGUAUACAAUUCGAUCAAUCAAUUUCGCACCUCAUUACUUGUCACUUCUGAACUUCUUUCAGAAACAAAUUUUCAUCAAAAACUUGAAUCGUUGAUGGAACAGAGUAAAUCAAAUGCUCCUACAACAUUCCGUCAUCUUCUCUUCUUAAUUAGAACUAUCAAUCAUGGAAAUGCUUUCAUAUCAACAUAUGGAACAAAUUUCGAAUAUAUUGUGCCCGAAGAUGCAUCUAUGGGAUCUUAUUUACCGACUCGAGCUCUAAUCUAUGAUGAUAAAUGCUCCUGUGGAUUAUGUUCAAACUGUACAACUCAAGCAAAUUUUAUCACAUCUAAUUCUUCUGAAAUAAUUCCAAUUCCAAUUAAAGGUUUAAAAAUAGGAUGUACACCAAGUGAAUCAUUUCGUCCUUCGACUCUUGAAUGUUUUUAUAAUCAAUCAUGUAUUAAUCUCAUUCAUGAGUAUACUAAUUACAGCUAUUCUCAUGAGCCUCUCUCUAUAAUGAAUAGUAGUUUUUUGAUUAACACUACAAUGGCUGAACUUAUUGGUAGACUAUUCAUUGAACGAUGGUCAAUAAAGCCGAAUUAUACAUCUUAUUUUCAGCAAUGCUUACCAUCAUAUUGUUCCUAUACUAGUGUUCAAAAAUUAAACUUAAUUUCUAUAAUUACUCUUUUACUUAGUCUUCAAGGUGGUCUCACAAUCAUUCUUAAAUGGACUUGUCCUAAAAUAAUUCGAAUUGUAUCUAAAAUAUAUGAUUAUCGGAAAAAGCGAAUGAAUACUAUUCACCCUGGCUGUGCUCUUGAAGAAACAUCUGAUGAUAUUUCUAACACACCCGCUGAUAAUGUUACUACUAAUUUAGAGAUAAGUUCAAUGCCUGAAACGUCUCCGACAAUUACUGGUAGAUCAGGUCGACGUACUUCCAAGGUCUUCUUUGGAUGUAUACUAUUGACUAGUGUAAUAGCAGCUUUGAUUAUUUUUUCAUUUUAUAUCGUGCGACAAGCUUCCUCGAUCAACAUGACAAAUGAUACUAAUGUGAACCCAACAACAAACACAACAAUGUCAACAUUUUCAAGUACAGCAACACCAAUUUGCAAAUCAGAAUUUCGAUCGAUAUCAAUGAACACAUCUUAUUUUGAUCUUAUACGAAACGGAUUUGUUUCUGCUGAUUUUAACAAUGAUAAUCGACUUGAUCUUGUGAUUUAUUCUGGAUUGCACAGGACUGUGAAUCUGCUGUUUGGAAAUGGGGAUGGAAAUUUUGGAGCAGUAAAUAUUAUUCCAAGGGAAGGUUUUAAAAUGUUGUCUCAUAUUAAUGCUCGUGACUUCAAUAACGACAAUCGGUCUGACCUCGUUUUAGCCAAUAGUACCCAUCUUGGUAUUCUCUUAGGAAAUGGCAAUGGAAAUUUUGGAGCACUGAAUAUACAAUCACUGGGAGCGAAAUGCACACCAAAUGAGAUCACUGUAGCUGACUUCAAUCAUGACAAGUACUCAGAUAUCGCUGUCGUUAGUAUGAAAAAUAAUAGUAUGUGUGUAUUUCUUGGAACGGGUAACGGCACUUUUUCAUCGCCAUUGAUAUUCCCUACUGGACAUAAUAGUCAGCCUCGAUCAUUAAAUGUCGGUGACUUUAACAAUGAUGGUCACUUAGAUAUUGCUGUAACCAAUGAAAAUGCUGUGAAUGUUGGUGUAUUUAUUGGAUGUGGUAACGGAACUUUUGAAGUACAGAAACAAUCGUUCACUUUUAUUGGUUCUGAUCCAACUAAUCUAGCAGUCGGUGAUUUUGAUAGUGACACUCAUCCAGAUAUUGUUACCUCCAAUGAUAAUGAGAACAUUAUUUGUAUUUUAUCUGGAUAUAGUAAUGGGAUUUUUGAUGUCAGACAAAAGUUUUUUAUAAAAUCUGUUUCGACAACACCUUCGGUUGCUGUUGGUGACUUUAACUGUGAUGGACAUUUAGACAUCGCUAUUGGAACGACUGGUCCAUAUGGCAUAGAUGUGCUACUCGGGUAUGGAGAUGGUCAUUUUGAUACACAAACAAUAUUUUCGACUGAAGUGUUUGAAACAGACAUUAUGAUCGUUGUUCAUGAUUUUAAUGGUGAUACUUAUCAAGAUAUAAUCGCUAUAGAUGUUGGCUUCAAUACUAUAGAUAUUCUUUUAAACAUAUGUGAAUGUUGCACGCGUGAAAUUCUCAAGAAAAGUAACUCCAGUCUUCAAUAA